Molecule: messenger RNA, 2362 nt
Organism: Cyclopterus lumpus (lumpfish)
Lineage: Eukaryota; Metazoa; Chordata; Actinopteri; Perciformes; Cyclopteridae
Gene: sars1
Product: seryl-tRNA synthetase 1
Biological process (GO): seryl-tRNA aminoacylation
Cellular component (GO): cytosol
Molecular function (GO): ATP binding; serine-tRNA ligase activity; tRNA binding
Source: RefSeq, a predicted model, not a curated record
GAGUCGUCAUCGUGAGCGCAGUCGGGCUCGCUCUCUCUGACAGACAGCGUGGACUAAAGAUGGUGCUCGACUUGGACCUGUUUCGCACCGACAAAGGUGGCGACCCAGAAGCUAUCCGCGAGACCCAAAGGAAGCGGUUCAAAGAUGUGACGCUCGUCGACAAACUGGUCGCCGCCGAUACGGAGUGGAGGAAAUGUCGCUUCACCGCAGACAACCUGAACAAAGCGAAGAACCUCUGCAGCAAGAGCAUUGGCGAGAAAAUGAAGAGGAAGGAGCCAGUGGGAGAGGAUGAGUCUGUGCCUGAAGAAGCACAAAACGUGGAGUCCUUAACGGCUGAAAUGCUCUCGCCCCUGACGGUCGGCCAGAUCAAGAAGGUGCGCCUUUUGGUGGACGAGGCGGUGGAGAAAAGCGACAGUGAGAGGAUAAAGCUGGAGGCGGUGCGCUUCGAGUACCUGAGGGAGGUCGGCAACCUUCUGCACCCGUCGGUGCCCAUCAGCAAUGAUGAGGACGCAGACAACAAGGUGGAGCGUACCUGGGGCGACUGCAGCGUCCAGAAGAAGUACUCCCAUGUGGACCUGGUGGUCAUGAUUGACGGCUUUGAUGGAGAGAGGGGAGCUGUUGUGGCUGGGAGCCGAGGUUACUUUCUGAAGGGCCCCCUGGUGUUCCUGGAGCAGGCCCUGAUCACCUACGCCAUGAGGAUCCUCCACAGCAAGAACUACACCAUGCUCUACACGCCCUUCUUCAUGAGGAAAGAGGUCAUGCAGGAAGUCGCCCAGCUCAGCCAGUUUGAUGACGAGCUUUACAAGGUCAUCGGUAAGGGCAGCGAGAAGUCGGACGACACAUCCGUCGACGAGAAGUACCUCAUCGCCACCUCCGAGCAGCCCAUCGCGGCCUUCCUGAGGGACGAGUGGCUCAAACCCGAGGACCUGCCCAUCCGCUACGGCGGCUUCUCCACCUGCUUCCGGCAGGAAGUGGGCUCCCAUGGCCGAGACACCCGCGGGAUCUUCAGGGUCCACCAGUUUGAGAAGAUCGAGCAGUUCAUUUACGCCUCACCGCACGACGGCAAAUCGUGGGAGAUGUUUGACGAGAUGAUCGGGACGGCAGAGGAGUUCUACCAGACGCUAGGAAUUCCUUAUCGCAUCGUCAACAUCGUCUCUGGUGCCCUGAAUCAUGCCGCCAGCAAGAAGCUGGACCUGGAGGCCUGGUUUCCAGCCUCCGGUGCCUUCCGAGAGCUGGUCUCCUGCUCGAACUGCACGGACUACCAGGCCCGCCGCCUCCGGAUCCGCUACGGCCAGACCAAGAAGAUGAUGGACAAGGUGAGCAGAGACGGAGAUCUCAGUUAGGAUACGGAGGUGCUCUCCCCCUCUAAACACACCUCCUCUCUGUGCGUCACGCAGGCCGAGUACGUGCACAUGUUGAACGCCACCAUGUGCGCCACCACCCGCGUGAUGUGUGCCAUCCUGGAGAAUUACCAAACCGAGGACGGCAUCGUCGUGCCAGAGGUGCUCCGGCCGUUCAUGCCUCCUGGUUUGACAGAGUUCAUAAAGUUCGUCAAGCCCGCUCCCAUCGACCAGGAGACGUCGAAGAAAGCCAAGAAACAGAACGACGGCGGGAAGAAGAAGAAGCAGCAGAAGCAGGGCGGGGAGGACCAGAACCUUCCCGACGCCAUGGAGACCAUGUCCGUCAACAACUCGUAGCUUCGCCACGCAGAUGAACGCCGAUGGAGCGGAGAGCCUCCUGUGUGCUGACCCUGGGUCAGCUCUGCUGUUACCGUCGUCCUCACGGUGGAGGACGGCUCCGUCGCAUCUGUGUCUGUCUGAAUGGAUGCUGUUCAUCUCAGCUGUUCCUCUCCACAAUCACCUGGAGCACUCUGACCGUCUGUCCCCCCCGUCUGUCUGACCGUCUGUCCCCCUCUCACCUCGGCACCUCUCACUGAGCCGAAAGCAAACAGAUGAGACUGCUGCUAAACUUCCGGCUUCACUUCAUUGCAGUAGUAUCGAAGACUUAAACGUCACCAGUUUGUGUUUGUCUCCAGCUUUUUUAGGAUCUGUCAUGGGCAAUAAAAGCUGUGUGGGUAUUUUUUAUUUUCCAGUGUUACUUAUGGGUAACUGAAAUCUCCAUUAAUCUGCUUUUUUACGAGAUCAAAACCUGCAUCUCUUCUGUAAAAUGUCGUUAUUAUUUUAGGGUCUGAAACGGCUUUAAAGUGGAUCCAAAUUCUAAAAUACAGUCUUAAUUUAGGCUUCCACCUUCUCUCAUCUUCCUCUCUCACCACAAUCAUCGAUCAUUGUUGCGCAAAAUAAAAUGAUGCAGCAUUGAUGAAGUGGCACAAAACAAAUAUUAAAAACAGUUGAUAUGGAAGGUA